Messenger RNA from Ochotona curzoniae (black-lipped pika), 5334 nucleotides. RefSeq names its product integrin subunit alpha 8 (gene ITGA8). NCBI's taxonomy places the organism in Eukaryota, Metazoa, Chordata, Mammalia, Lagomorpha, Ochotonidae. Gene Ontology annotation, molecular function: integrin binding. The record is from RefSeq and is a predicted model, not a curated record. Gene Ontology annotation, biological process: integrin-mediated signaling pathway; cell-cell adhesion; cell-matrix adhesion. Gene Ontology annotation, cellular component: external side of plasma membrane; integrin complex. The transcript is spliced from 30 exons. The coding region runs from base 29 to 3217 and encodes 1062 amino acids.
GGUGUGCAGCCGCCCGGGGCGCAGGGCGAUGUCUGCCCCGGCGCGCCACGGUCCCCGGGGGAGCCGGGUGCAGCCGCUCGCGCGCCUCUGGUGCCUCUCGGCCGCGCUGGGGAUGCUGUGGUCCCCCGCCUCGCGGGCGUUCAACUUGGACGUGGAGAAACUCACGGUGUACGGCGGCCCCGAGGGUAGCUACUUUGGCUAUGCCGUGGACUUCCAUAUACCUGACGCUCGCACAGCCAGCGUCUUGGUGGGGGCGCCCAAAGCCAACACCAGCCAGCCGGACAUCGUGGAAGGAGGAGCGGUCUAUUACUGUCCGUGGCCGGCCGUGGGGUCAGCGCAGUGCAAACAGAUCCCUUUCGACACCACCAACAACAGAAAGAUCCGAGUUAAUGGAACCAAAGAACCGAUAGAGUUUAAAUCGAAUCAAUGGUUUGGCGCAACAGUGAAGGCUCACAAGGGGAAAGUUGUGGCUUGUGCUCCUUUAUAUCACUGGAGAACUCUUAAACCUACAGCGGAGAAGGAUCCUGUGGGCACUUGCUAUGUUGCGAUUCAGAAUUUCAGUGCCUAUGCAGAGUACUCUCCUUGCCGGAACAGCAAUGCUGACCCUGAAGGCCAGGGCUACUGCCAAGCAGGAUUCAGUCUGGAUUUUUAUAAGAAUGGGGAUCUUGUUGUAGGAGGACCUGGAAGUUUCUACUGGCAAGGUCAGGUGAUCACUGCCAGUAUUGCAGAUAUCAUUGCAAACUACUCAUUCAAGGAUAUUCUAAGGAAACUGGCUGGAGAAAAGCAGACAGAUGUGGCUCCUGCUUCCUACGAUGACAGCUACCUUGGAUACUCAGUUGCUGCUGGGGAAUUCACUGGAGACUCUCAGCAAGAAUUGGUUGCUGGAGUCCCAAGAGGAGCACAGAAUUUUGGAUAUGUUUCAAUCAUUAACUCUACAGACAUGACCUUUAUGUACAAUUUCACUGGUGAACAGAUGGCGUCGUAUUUUGGAUAUACUGUUGUAGUGUCAGAUGUUAACAAUGACGGAAUGGAUGACAUACUGAUUGGGGCACCGCUGUUUAUGGAGCGUGAGUUUGAGAGUAGUCCUAGAGAAGUAGGGCAGAUCUACCUGUACCUGCAAGUGGGUAUGCUCUUUUUCCGAGACCCACAGAUCCUCACGGGCACCGAGACCUUUGGGAGGUUUGGAAGUGCUGUGGCGCACUUGGGGGACCUGAACCAAGAUGGAUACAAUGACAUAGCCAUUGGUGUGCCUUUUGCGGGCCAGGACCAAAGAGGCAAAGUGCUGAUUUACAAUGGGAACCAGGAUGGCUUAAACAUCAAGCCUUCCCAAACUCUGGAAGGAGUUUGGGCCUCACAGGCUGUGCCUUCAGGAUUUGGCUUCACUUUACGAGGCGACUCCGACAUAGACAAGAAUGAUUAUCCAGAUUUAAUUGUGGGAGCAUUUGGAAGAGGAAAAGUAGCUCUUUACAGAGCAAGGCCAGUUGUGACAGUGGAUGCUCAGCUUCUGCUGAACCCAAUGAUUAUCAAUCUCGAAAAUAAAACUUGCCAGAUUCCAGAAUCCAUGACAUCAGUGUCCUGCUUCUCUUUAAGAGUGUGUGCAUCUGUGACAGGCCAGAGCAUUUCAAACACAGUAGCCCUGAGGGCUGAGGUGCAGUUAGAUGCCCUGAAACAAAAAGGAGCCAUUAAGAGAACACUCUUCCUGGAGAACCACCAGCCCCAUCACUUCUUCCCUCUGGUGAUAAAACGGCAGAAAUCUCUCCAGUGCCAGGACUUCAUGGUUUACCUGCGAGAUGAAGCAGAGUUCCGAGAUAAGUUAUCUCCAAUCAAUAUUAAUUUGAAUUACAGUUUGGAUGAAUCUGCCUUUGAGGAGGGUCUGGAAGUGAAACCCAUAUUGAACUACUACAGGGACCACGGUGUUAGUGAACAGGCUCACAUCCUGGUGGACUGUGGAGAAGACAAUCUGUGUAUUCCUGACUUGAAGCUGGCAGCUAGAUCAGAUAAGCAUCAGGUAAUCAUUGGAGAUGAAAAUCACCUUAUGCUCAUAAUAAAUGCAAGGAAUGAGGGGGAAGGAGCCUAUGAAGCUGAACUCUUUGUAAUGAUACCAGAGGAGGCAGAUUACGUCGGGAUUGAACGCAACAACAAGGCUUUGAGAACUCUGAGCUGUGAGUACAAAAUGGAAAACGUGACCAGAAUGGUGGUGUGUGACCUUGGAAACCCUAUGGUGGCUGGAACCAAUUAUUCCCUGGGCCUCCGAUUUGCAGUUCCUCGCCUGGAGAAAACAAACAUGAGCAUCAACUUUGAUCUCCAAAUCAGAAGUUCCAACAAGGACAACCCAGACAGCAACCUUGUGAGUUUGCAAAUCAACAUCACUGCCAUAGCUCAAGUAGAAAUAAGAGGGGUCUCCCACCCGCCUCAGAUCAUUUUGCCCAUUCACAACUGGGAACCUGAAGAGGAGCCUCACCAGGAGGAGGAGGUUGGGCCACUGGUGGAACACAUCUAUGAGCUGCACAACAUUGGACCAAGUACCAUUAGUGACACCAUACUGGAGGUGGGCUGGCCAUUCUCUGCCCGGAAUGAGUUUCUUCUCUACAUUUUUCAUAUUCAAACUCUGGGACCUCUGAGGUGUCAAACGAAUCCUGAUAUCAACCCACAGGAUAUAAAGCCUGCUGCACCCCCAGAGGACACCCCUGAGCUCAGCGCCUUUUUGCAAAACUCCACCAUUCCUCAUCUUAUCAGGAAGAGGGAUGUGCCGGUGGCCCAGCUCCACAGACAGAGCCCAGCCAAAAUCCUGAACUGUACCAAUAUUGAGUGUUUGCAAAUCUCCUGUACAGUGGGACGCCUGGAAGGAGGAGAAAGCGCAGUCCUGAAGGUCAGAUCACGACUGUGGGCUCCGACAUUCCUCCAGAGAAAAAAUGAUCCCUAUGCUCUUGCAUCCCUGGUGUCCUUUGAAGUUCAGAAGAUGCCAUAUAAAGAUCAGCCAGCAAAACUCCCAGAAGGAAGAAUAGCAAUUAAGACAUCAGUUAUUUGGGCGACCCCAAAUGUUUCCUUCUCAAUCCCACUCUGGGUAAUAAUAUUAGCAAUACUUCUUGGAUUGUUGGUUCUGGCUAUUUUAACCUUAGCUUUAUGGAAGUGUGGCUUCUUUGACAGAUCAAGACCGCCACAGGAUGAUAUGACUGACCGUGAACAGCUGACAAGCGACAAGACCCCAGAGGCGUGACAAGAAAAACAAAGGUCAAAGGACAUGCACACUGGUCCUGUGCAAAGACAAGAAAGAACAUCGGGGUUCAAAUAAAGGUUUUCCUGUACCUGCCUGUGACCUCAGAUAUGGAGAGACCCCUGAAAUCAUCGCUUCAUCUACAAAAUGCUUUGGAGAAAUUGUCACAGGCCCAGGGAACAUUUUGAGAAAAGAAAGGCCAAUACUGUGCAAGUAAUCAGCAGUUGUGCACGACUUCUUUUGCUCCAGUCACUCUGUAUUUGGCAGACACUUUGAAAUGGGUGUGGGGCCUCAGGUGGCUGUCUGGGAAAAUCCAACUGAAGUUGCAAAGAUGAGAUGUCAGAAUGAUCAUAGACCUGAGAAGGUGAACUCAGACCAAACUGUCCAACACUACUGUAUCAAACGGAUUAAGUGACACCUCCCUGUGGACGAGAAGUGUUUCUGAUGACACUGUGGCUCAGGGAGACAGGCCCUAUGUCAUUGGUACUGUGAAAGUACGUUGGAAACCACAAAGAUACUCUCAUAAGUGAGGAUAAACAUGUAUUUAUUUAUUUUCCAUCCUCUAGGUUGAGUGUCUGAUCAUUUAGAGGAUCUGGAAAUUGAGAUUUGGUUAGUUCAUUUUUCACUGAAUUUCCUCCUCAGAUCACCACUGUGUGCAGAUUACUCACACAGAAUCAGAGACAGUGUUAAGGAAAAGCAAAUCAAUAUUGCUACUUUCUACCUGAAAUCACUGAUAGCCAUGUUAUUCAGGAACUCAUAUCUGCUUUAACCAGCUUUGAAAAGCAUGUUAUUUACAUAUUUCCUUGUAUAUACAUACAUGUCUCUUCAUUGACUUGGUUAACACAUGAAUGUAAAGAUACUCUCCACACUUUAUGGUAUUUAAAAGGAAAAUGUCUUGAGGUUAUUAGUAUUAACAAGCAAUUUAACAAUAUGGAUAAAGAUUAUUUUUCAAUACUCAUAAGAAGCAACGCCAAUAUUUAGCUUGAGAUUAAGUAACCAAUUUCCACGCUAUACAUUCUACUUAUCAAGCAUAAUUAGGAUGGAAAUGUGAAGCUAUGCAGGUGUGAGGCAACUCUAGAAAAUUGGCUCUUAAGUAUUUCUUUAAAAUUUCUUAUUCCAACACAGUGCUUAUUUUUACAUUUCAUGUUUAUAGUGCAUAACUCUGGAGAAUAUUCUUUUAUUUAAGCCUUUUGCUAAUCCUCUGGAAUUUAGCCAUCAAAAGGAACUGAUGCUUCAGAAUUCUUGUAAAUAAACAUAUUCAUGUGUAGUAUUAUCAUUUUGAAGUAAAAUUGCUAAAUUCAUAGUCUGCACAAUUUUGUAUCCUUUUUAUAAUAAUGGAAAAUAGCUAUGAAGAAGAAAUGCUGAACAAAUUUUUAUGUGCAAUAUUUUAUAAACCUAUGUGUCUGGGACAUGUUUACACUGGCACUAAUUAUUUUUAAUUGAUAUCUUGAUGAUCAAGUAUGAUAGAAAAAGCUAAACAAAAUCUUAAAGUUUACACAGCAGUUGGAAAAAUUAGUGCCCCAAUUUCAAUAAUGACACAUUAUUUGAAAGAAAGCUGAACUCAUGGACACUAAAUUUUUUGCCAGCCUUAACCUGGAGGGAAGCCAAAUGGCUCCAAGCUGCAGAACUUCACUGGGAAGCAAACAAAAGGCACCUGGCAGAAAAUGCUGUUGCCAUGCAUGUUCUCCCGACCUGGAAACUAAACCCUGUCUGGGAGGAGCCCCUGUCUGUCUAACUCACAGUGGCUGAGCCACAGGCACUUGCCUCAGAGUGUCGGAGGAUCCCACAUUGGCCACUGGAGUCCCCAGUGUUAAAACUAUUAAUGUGCUGGGUAGUUGUAGCUGUAAGAGUAGGAGGCCAUGUGCAGUUUUUUCUACCUGAGUCAGGGCUUUCAUUCUUGUGCCUGACCCUGACCAAUAGAAAAAUUAGCACUUUGGGAUCUUGACUCAUAAGAGCUCCCUCCCCCAAGACAAUGGACUCCUUGCCUUUAAGAUAACAUUUACUAAAGAAUGUAGAACUCAUCUGGCUAUCAUGGGUGGGAAAGCUUUCCUUUGCCAAGGACCAUCUGGAUAUUCCUAACAUCCUCUACAGGCCACCAAAAAAACCAAACCAAAACAAAA